AUGGCCCUCCAAAAGGCGAGGGUCUUGCCCAAUUACAUUGGAAAAGGUUGUGAGAAUUGCUGGCAGAGUGCUUGGAAGGGAUCAGGCACCUACUUGACAGUGGCAGUGAAUGGUGCAGUAGCUGUGAUUGGGUAUAGCUCCAGAUACUUGACCUGGUACCCUUACCCUUACCCUCAAGGGUAUGAUACCCCUCUCAAAGUGAUUGAGAGGAUAUCUGUACCAGAUAUUCCUGUUAUGGUAUAUGUUUGUCAUUGGAUGCUUGAGGGCUUGUAUGGUGUGCCUGGACUUGUUGUGGGCCAAUUAUGCAACAAGACAAUGCUCAGUCAAGAGUAUUAUCAGUCGCAGGGCAUGCCUGAUUGUAUGAGAAAGCUUAAACGUGAAAAAACCUCCAACUACACACCCCUCCUAGGGUGGGUGAUCGGGUGUGCUGUUGAGAAGCAGGAUACUCCAAGUUGCUUGAAGCCAGACAACAAUAUCUUGAAAGUGUGGCAAGCCACAAGAGCCCAAGACCCACGCAAGCCUCUGUUGGCUGCAGUGUGCCUCAGAGCAAUUCCAAAGGCAAGUCGAGCUCUGUAA
Messenger RNA from Fomitopsis serialis, 576 nucleotides. RefSeq lists its product as uncharacterized. The transcript is spliced from 5 exons. The record is from RefSeq and is a predicted model, not a curated record. NCBI's taxonomy places the organism in Eukaryota, Fungi, Basidiomycota, Agaricomycetes, Polyporales, Fomitopsidaceae. The coding region runs from base 1 to 576 and encodes 191 amino acids.